GGUUAACACCUCGAGGAAUUGUUAUAGGAACUCUUUUGGGAAUGGUGCUUCAUUUAAGAUUCAGUCUGGAUGAUCAACAAGUGGCAGUAUGUGCUGGAAAUUGGAUCUACGUGUUAAGUGCAAAGAGCGAAGCUACACUAACUGAAUUGGAUGGCCACCGGGCUCCAGUGACUGCUGCUGAGUUUUGCAUAUGGCAGAAAAUGCUUGUAUCAGUGUCAGAAGACAGAACCUUUAAGGUGUGGGACUAUUCUACCGGCCAGUUAAUAUAUCAGUCAGGAGUAUUAACAGCAUUUCCUUUGCUCAGUCUGCUAAGUGAUGAAGAAACGAAACAGCUUAUCACUGGAUGUGCUGACGGACAGCUUUGGAUCUUCAGUUUAAUCAGUGAUCAUAAUUACCGUUGCGUGGCACAUAUCAACUUAAAGAAAGAGCAAGAGAAAUUCUGCAGUAAAUUGUGGAAAUCUGGCAAAGAAAUAGGUGAAGCACAAAAUACUUCCAAGCUUUGCAAAGCAAACAACAUGAGAUCAGAAGGAUCAGUGGAAACAUCAUUGCCUAUCCUCUUAAUUGAACACUGUGACUUUUUAGGAUGUUUCCAUAAUGAAGAAAAUAGAUCUUCUGCCCUGAAUACUAGCUAUUUUUGGAUAGGAAGCUCUACUGGUUUGUUAAUAAUUAAUCUGUCAAACUUUGAAUUAGAAGGUUUUUUUAUCUUUAAAGAUUAUAGUGACCUGAGCAUCUGGUUUGCCGGAUCAUGUGCAUUAACAGAGAAGGCAGUUAAUGGAAAGGUUUUAUGCUUGAUUACCUCAAUAUUUGAAGAUAUGAUUUCUCUGUUGGAAGUUAACCUUGCUGCAUUGGUGAGAACUCAGAAGAGUAAUUUUCUCCACUGUGGAAACAGCAGCAGUCUAUUGGUUGUUGCCAGAUGUUCUUUAUUGCCAAAUUCUCCAUUGUGUAAAGGCUUCAAGAAAAACUUGAAAGAACCUGCUAAUAAAAUACUUGGAGCGAAAAGCAUGGUGAAAGAUCAGCCGUUGGUUUUCCAUAGCAAAGUUAAGUCAUCAGGUUAUACAGCAGCACCCCAAAUGACCAUGUUUUCUCCAAAUAAUAACCUGAAGAAAAAUAAAGUAUCAAAGUGGAAGACCAGUUGCAAAUGUAAAAAUAAAGAAUAUCCAUUGGAAAGUUAUCCUCCAAUCAAAUAUGAGAAAGAGAUAUCUGUUACUUGUAAACCAACCUCAAUUUGUUGCAUUCAGUAUUCUGGGGAUGGAGAGAAGCUGGCUUGUGGCCUGGCUGACAAGACUGUACUGGUAUUCAGUUCCAAUCUCACUGAUACAUAUAAUGUUUUUUCAG
This is a messenger RNA of Pterocles gutturalis (yellow-throated sandgrouse), 1335 nucleotides long. RefSeq names its product WD repeat domain 27 (gene WDR27). The record is from RefSeq and is a predicted model, not a curated record. Lineage: Eukaryota; Metazoa; Chordata; Aves; Pterocliformes; Pteroclidae. Gene Ontology annotation, molecular function: protein binding.